UUCCAAUUCAUAAAAUUAUUAACGGACAUUCUGCUAAUUCAUAGUACGCCCCAUCUGACAAUAUGAAUAUAGUUAACACAUUAUACGAACUUGCCGCAUUUUCGGCGGCCGAAAGUGCAAAGUUAUGUAACAGUGCGGCAGAACUUCUGAAUCCCAAUAUGACUUGCACAAACGGAAUAAAUAUCGCACAAAUUGUCGAAGAUGUCGUGACUAACGAUAUAUUUGGAGAAGAGUCUAUUGCGGAUGAGCUUCGACGGAUCCGAACACCAAUUGAUCGCAAAGGCCGUUUCAAUUCGGUGACCGAAAUGCUGAGUUUUCCCAACCAAGAAUUCCGCCGCCACUUUCGACUGGAUCGAUCCACAUUUCAGGUUUUAUGUGAACAACUGGCGCCACUGAUAUAUCCCGAAGUUUCCAUCGACAUGCCUGCGACUGAUUGGGUGUUCACAAAUAACUGCAUUACUUUAUCAGUAGCAGUUUCCUUAUACAUUCUUGGACAUCGUGCGAGUUUCACAGUGGUUUCUGCUGUUUUUGGCAUCGGGAGGUCAACUGCUUAUGCAUUUUUUGCAAAAUUUUUGAAUGCUAUGAAGGGACGUUUUGGUGAUUCAUUAAACCAACCCCUUACGUCUGCCCAAGUCGAAAAAUAUGCGGAAGACUGCAGCACUGCUUUUCGUGAAAAAGGCGCAGUUUGGUGUCCAAAAAUUAUUGGCGCCGUGGAUGGUUCGCAUAUUUAUAUUAACGCCCCGUCUGAGGGCCCAGAAGGUUACUACAACCGGAAGCAGAGAUACAGCGUUAUCUUACAGGCAGUUGCUUCCCCAUCUUGCGAAAUUUUACACGCUGUAUUCGGGUUUGCCGGUCGUGUACAUGAUGCAACUGUGUACAAGAAUUCGGGAGUGUCGCAGUGGUUGCCCCCCAGCGCUACGCUGCUGGGUGACAGCGCGUACCCAUUCAGCCAGCAGCUGAUUACGCCAUUUCGCGACGAUGGCACACUCGACCGGAGCAAAAAACACUACAAUGGGAUGAUAUCGUGUAAACGGAGUUGUGUGGAGCGAACGUUUGGUCAGCUAAAAGGAAGGUGGACAAUUAUGUUCCACAUUCCGUAUCGCGAUAUGAACACAGUGAAUCUCGUAAUACUUGUCUGCUGUCUGCUCCAUAAUAUAUGCGUUGGACAUCUGGACCUGUUUGACUUCGAUGAUACACCGGCGGAAAUUGUUGAGCAGGGCUACAAUGAGGAUGUACCUGUCGAAACGCCUGCUGAAGAUCGUACAGUUACAGCGAAGCGCUUAACGCUUAUGAAAAAAAUUUUGGGCGGGAAGUAAUUAUCGAGUUAUAACCCCUCUUUCCGAUUUUUUUGACAACCGUAUUCCCGCCUAGAUUUUAAGUGGGUGUUUAGUGUAAUAUUACCGCAUACCCAAUACGUGUUUUUGUAACGUCGUUUAUCGUAAACCAAAAUCAUCGAACAAUGCAACAAGCAUGAGCA
Molecule: messenger RNA, 1477 nt
Organism: Paramacrobiotus metropolitanus
Lineage: Eukaryota; Metazoa; Tardigrada; Eutardigrada; Parachela; Macrobiotidae
Exons: 3
Coding region: 63-1316 (417 amino acids)
Source: RefSeq, a predicted model, not a curated record